AUCCACUUCACUGGAGUUUUCUUUGCAUGUGUGGGUUUUAGGAAGGGGAGUGCGUCUCUAUUAUAUUGGUGGAGAAGUUUUUGCUGAGUGCCUCAGUGAUAGCGCAAUUUUUGUUCAGAGCCCCAACUGUAAUCAAAGAUAUGGCUGGCAUCCAGCAACUGUCUGCAAAAUCCCACCAGGAUGCAACCUAAAAAUCUUUAAUAACCAAGAAUUUGCUGCUCUUCUGGCUCAGUCUGUGAAUCAGGGUUUUGAAGCAGUUUAUCAGCUUACCAGAAUGUGUACCAUAAGGAUGAGUUUUGUUAAAGGAUGGGGAGCUGAGUACAGGUAAGAAAAAAAC
Messenger RNA from Meleagris gallopavo (turkey), 337 nucleotides. Lineage: Eukaryota; Metazoa; Chordata; Aves; Galliformes; Phasianidae. The record is from RefSeq and is a predicted model, not a curated record.